AUGGGUGAGGCAUUAACCCGAGUAACUUGUUUAGAAUGCCAGAGGAUUAUUACACAGUAUUAUAACCCUUCAAUACCACCGGAGGCCCAUAGAUUCGCACUGAGUGUGAUCGUGAAUAUCCGACAAGCACGCCUGGUUAUGAGGGAUGCGGAAUCCCUUGACGUUCUUAAGGCUUUAUUCCUUUCAUCUAAGCUUGGGGAUUCUCUUGAAGUAAUCGAGCUCAUGCGUAAGUGUGUGAGCCUUCUUGUCUCAAACAAUAUAUCGUCUUUGCAAACACUCAAUCUUAUUAUAGCAGCUAAUCUUCUACUGCGUGACGGUAUGAAGGAAUAUGAUCAACACAAUGAUACCUCCGAGGACCCCUUCACUCCUUUCACUACCGAUUCUUCCUUGGCUUCAUCCUUCGAUGGAUCGCAAGGUUCUUUUAAGCGAAGAACACGAAGGUACCAUCAAGGGUUUCCAACUCAGGCUCAGAUUCGACUCGCUACAGAACUUCUUGCAGAAGCUGCGCGAAGACUCCCAAGUGACUAUGCUUGUCCUGAGGACAUAAAUUUCGGAGAGUUCUUCCUCCAGAACUCGGGGAAAAACUACUCAUUCAAAGAUAUUGCCUCGAAAUCCAGCACGUCAUCUGUUCAUGAAAGCGAAAUGAGUAUAUUCGUGGCGACUAUCAGGAUCCUGUGUGUGAUAAUCAGUGUACAGAAAUUUAAUCGCACGUUUGAUCAAAAUAUUCUGCAGGAAAUCGAUGAAACGAUUCUGCGUCCCGUAGCGAAGGUACUGCCGCGGCUUCCUUUCGUUACGUAUUUCUCCCUAAUAGUGAAAGCUAGGCCACUUUAUGCCCGGGAGGUUUCAUUCCUGACUGAUAUUCUUCAAAUUAAUAAUAAGUCUUUUAUUGACAUUUGUGCUCAGAUGCUCAGGAUUUUUUAUGAAAAUUCAAAACCAAGUAAUCUUUUUCUUGGCUGCACGGCAGCCAAGGCGAUGCGUAAAUGGAAUACAGGACUGGCUCGACCUCAUACUUCUACGUCAACGACAGGCAACGAAAAUAUCUUUGAAAUCUUCGACGCCCUUGCGCCAUUACUAGAAACGCGAGUUUUCUUCACCAAGGAUUUUCCGGAGGGAGUGGACUUUGAUAUGAAGCGUCCAUUUCUUGUUUUACGAAAACUAUAUUUUGUAUACUCAGUCUACACAGCAUUUUGCAUGACGACAUUCUCGGAUGACACGGUCUCUCUUCGAUACUUGGGUUCGCUUGAAAGGGUGACGCAAUGUGUACUGCAGCAGCUGAAGGUAGUUAUACAGGAUAGAUGGGCCGACGUUUCCUUGUCGGAAGAUGAUAGAAUUAUGGUGGAGAUAGUUUCACUUCGAAUCUUAAUUAAUAUGUAUAGAGCCCGUAAACUAGUAAAAAGUUUCCCUGUAGCGGGUGCUGAGCAUUGCUCUAAUUUUAUCCCAACUGAUGAAUUGAUUUCCCACAUAAAGGUUAAAUCAUACACUCUGAUUCUGCUACCGACGGAAGGGACUAGGCUGGUCGUCGAAAGUCUAACGCAACAAGCUGACCAGCUUCUGUUGACUCAGGAGAAGUUCAAGAUCUGGUCAGAUCUCGUGACUAUCUGUCUUGAAUUUGUUGAGACAGAUUACUCCACCACUAGUGCACAAUCAUCUAACGUUGGAUUCUACAUACACGUUUUACAAUCUCUGAUUGUCUUGGUGCGCGACAGUAAACGCUCUCAUUUUGUGUUGAAAACACUCUGCAUUGCUCUUAGAAAUUUGUGCAGGGCGUAUUCAAGUCACUUCUCUGGACACAUGGAAAGGUUAAGCAAGGGAGUGACACAGGAGGAGGGCUCGACAGAGGCCGACGUGUUAAAGAAGCUGCUGAUUGAGUCCUUUAAUGGGUUACAAAAACAUAUGGAUAAGUACGUGAUGGAUGCAUCGAUGCCGAUACGGAAAGAUUUCUCCACUGAAGAAUUAGAAAAGGAUUCGAUAGUGGCGCUUUCACGCAUCGCUCUCAGUGUUGCCAUGGAGGCAUUAAAUUUUUCUUUUCUCCUUGGCCACCCAGUUUCUGAUCUGCAUUCGGUGCCUGCUCUGGAGUCUGCCUUAAUAGCAGCCCUACGCUCUUUUUCAGUUGGCGGCGAGAAAUGGAAGGAACGCGCCAUCGACUCCACUCUGAAGGGUCACGAUGCGUUGAACUUGCUAAAGCUGUUGGAGAGUAUUCUGCGGACAGGGAUAUGUAGCACAAAUGUUCUUACUGCGGCUGCCACAGCUCUCCGCGGGGCGAUAUCCGAGGAUGCCCUAAAGCCGAGUUGGCUGUCGAUGAGCAAUGUGGCUAGGGCUGCGUCGCGGGUUUACACCUUGGCGACGCCUCAGCUCAGCAUCUCUAAGGGUUCACGACAGGUUGCCCAACAAGGCCUUAUCUGCGUGACGCGGCUGUGCUUGUUGAACCCCCCACCAAACACGGGAGGAGCGAAUAACGACAAAACGACUGCUGAAGAGCUGAUUUCGCGUAUGAAUUUUGCCGAGACUGUCUGGCGAUGCGCGAUACAGGCAGUGGAGACUCCACUACGGCAAUGUCCGUUGGAUAAGUACCUGGCUAUCAUGUUGCGCCACGUGCGGCGGUAUUGGAUGAAUCCUAUCCUUAAGGGCUUAUCCCUGCCCAAAUCCAUGGAUGAAAUACUUUCCCUUGAGGGGUUAUUAAAGGGUGUGCUAAGUAGAAAUAGCGACGCAAUGCGAUUUCUCAAUUCAUCAUCGGUAUCUAUUAGUAGGGACGAGGCUGGAAAGGUCUUGGCCUCACAUGCCUUUCUGAUUCAGGCUAACUUUUUGAUCUUGAGCCUUAUUCGGCGCAUACGCUUGCUGCUUAUGGCGAUUCCAAGAUCAGAUCGCAAUCAGCAAAAGGCUCGAAUGAAGCGAUACUACGAUGUCUGUGUUGUUUUUUCUGAUAUUUUUGAUCAUAAUCAGAACUAUAUGCUCCCUUCAGUGAUAUACGCUGCUCUUAAUGAGAUGCUUUUUUUACCCAGCUUAUUCCGAAGAUCAGGCUACUACACGGCUGCGAUGCAACGCCAACUGGAAUUUUGCCUCGUGUGCGUUUUGUCAUAUGCAGAGGCUUGUGGAAACCAGGGAACUUGGGCUCUAUAUUCGAUGAGCAUUGAAAGCAACCGAAUUCUGGACAAAGGGGAAGCAGGGGAGGUAGUAUCCGGUAUGGAAACCUCGGAGGCUCCUGCAAAAGGAAACGAGCUAUUGAGUCCUAUCAUGAUUUCCAAAAUGUUUUCGGAAAUAGGAUGUAUUGUCAACGUCCAUGCUCGGCGUUUUUUGCUUAAGCUUGUAAAUGAAGUUGCUGAUGCGCUACCGCCGCCUGAUGUUGACGACGCGAUCUCACCCGAGUCAAUUAGAGGAAAUAAACCGUGGGAAAACUUUGUGGAAGAUGACGAUAGGCUCUGUUGGAGGAUAACGCAAGGCUUUCGCCGAAUGCGGAAAAUGAAUCGAUUUGUAGAUGCCGGUUGA
Phytomonas sp. EM1 is the source of this 3483-nucleotide messenger RNA. The record is from the annotation of a GenBank genome assembly. NCBI's taxonomy places the organism in Eukaryota, Euglenozoa, Kinetoplastea, Trypanosomatida, Trypanosomatidae.